This is a messenger RNA of Camellia sinensis, 1428 nucleotides long. NCBI's taxonomy places the organism in Eukaryota, Viridiplantae, Streptophyta, Magnoliopsida, Ericales, Theaceae. The record is from RefSeq and is a predicted model, not a curated record.
AUGGCUGUUCGUCAACCACCGAAAAAUUUUCGCCAGUCCUUUGUCGCUAGCAAGGGCUUGAAGAAACUUCUAGACUUGCCAGUCCAUAAGAGAAAAGCGCCAGUGCUUCUCAAUUUUAUUCCAUCAUACAAGUCGACUUUGCCCAACGUUCCCAAAAGGAAGAAGAAAAGCCUUUCUCCACCUUCUGCUACAAAUCCAUUGACUAUAUCCCCAUCACGAACAGAUCAAGGAUCAACAUCUGAUCCAGCAGAUCAGCCAUCUUCUUCAGCUCCAUACUUGGUUCCAAUUGCAGAACGAAAACAUCGGCGACGACUUGUCCUUACUGCCGAGAUGGGUCACCCUAAGCCUGUUACAAAAGAUCUUCUAGCCAGUAUUCCAUCGUCUGUCGAUGAGCAGCCAACACAAACCCUUCCUCCACCGAAGCCAAAAAGAAUAAAAAAGGCUCAACGAAAGGCCAAGGUAGCUCAGGUUGAGUCUGAAGACACUAUCCCUAUUUCAAAGUUAGCUGAGAGUGAUAAAUCCCAGCCUUCUGUUGGGAAGAGGCAUUCUGAGUCUCAACCACCAGAAUCCCAACAAUCCAAAAAGUCGAGGUCUUCUUCUGCAAUAACUUCAGGAUCAAAAAAGCCCGAUGCCCCCUGGGCCCCCACAAUUACUUUGGAAGACAAGCCUGUCAUGGCGAGCGAUCGUGCCGAUGAUAUAAACGUCGGCGUCGCACUUAGUACCGCUCUGCUUCUUUCAGGCGAUCUGGAGCGAAAUGCCCAGUAUAGUGAGUAUGAGAACUAUGCCCUUAUGCUUCAACACUCCGUUCAAGUAAACGUUUUCUAUUUGGCCGAUAUCAUAGAUCAAGGAUCAACAUCUGAUCCAGCGGAUCAGCCAUCUUCUUCAGCUCCACACUUGGUUCCAAUUGCAGAACGAAAGCGUCGGCGACGAUUUGUCCUUACUGCCGAGAUGGGUCACCCUAAGCCUGUUACAAAAGAUCUUCUAGCCAGUAUUCCAUCAUCUAUUGAUGAGCAGCCAACACAAACCCUUCCUCCACCGAAGCCAAAAAGAAUAAAAAAGGCUCAACCAAAGGCCAAGGUAGUUCAGGUUGAGUCUGAAGACACUCUCCCUAUUUCAAAGUUAGCUGAGAGUGAUAAAUCCCAGCCUUCUGUUGGGAAGAGGCGUUCUGAGUCUCAACCACCAGAAUCCCAACAAUCCAAAAAGCCGAGGUCUUCUUCUGCAAUAACUUCGGGAUCAAAAAAGCCCGAUGCCCCCUGGGCCCCCACAAUUACUUUGGAAGACAAGCCUGUCAUGGCGAGCGAUCGUGCCGAUGAUAUAAACGUCGACGUCGCACUUAGUACCGCUCUGCUUCUUCCAGGCGAUCUGAAGCGAAAUGCCCAGUAUAGUGAGCAUGAGAACUAUGCCCUUAUGCUUCAACACUCCGUUUAG